GAUACAGUACUGGAAUUGGAAUCUCAGGGCAUAGAAAAAAAGGCAAUUUACCAUGCUCCAGGUGAAGCAAAUCUCAACAUCUUCUGUAACUGGUUUCAGCACGUGCUCGACGCAUUGUUUCCCGGGCUCGGUGCUUGGAGGGACAUGUGUGCUAUUCCUGGAGCAUUUGGGUGCGGAAAAACUGUCAUUAGUCAAGCACUUUCGAAAGUCUUACCUGUAUUUGACUUUUUUUUGCCAGUGUAUCCAGUUCUGCGUUCUCGCGUUUAAAACGUCUUAAACCUACUCCUUUUUUACUGACCGAAAUUACCUUACAUUCCAAUUCAGAAGAUUUCUCCUAGUAGUUAUGAAACCAUGCCCCUCAGAGCUGAGUAUCUUGAGAUGUGAGAUGACCUUAUCCGGGUUAAUUGUACGUAUGAGAUGGAUGGAUAGUUCGGUGCAGAUCGUUGUUUCCGCAUGACCAUUCCCGACCAGCUUGGGUAGAUCGCACAGAAAUCAUGUAGGAGCAGCAGACAAAGGGGAUAUUGGCCACCACCAAGGCCAGCCAGCUGCCCACCUAAUUUUUUUUGUCUCUAGCAGACCAGCACGGGCACAUCUCCACUUGCCUGGACUGGAAUGGAUGCAUGGUCAAACAAAGGUUCUUCACUUCUCCUCGGCGUCGUCGUGCGAAUGUUCUCCAGCGCCUGCAGCUUUCGCGCGUACUCGUCGCGUGUAGCCACCACAUGUACUUUUCUACGCAAAGUACCGCUUCCCCCUCCCCCGUGGGCUGAGCCUCGCCCCGCCUCAACUCCACCUCCGCCUCCAAAUCCGAUCGAUCUCCGAGGCCUCCAGAUCCCCGGCGGCCGGAAGACGGCGAGCUCAAGGCGGUGGACACCCCUCGCAGCGCUCGUCUCCUCUCGCUCUCCCAAUCCCCUUACCAGCAGCAGGGGAAAAAACAUCGCCUUAGGCCUCGUUCGUUUUCAGCGGAUCAGCCCAUUCCAGAUCUUGUUCCGAGUGGAACGAAUAGGCCUGGUUUGGAAUUUGGUACAGCCCAUUGAAAUUGUUCGUUUCGGUCCGAAUUGAAAUCGUAACCGGCCUGGAUUAAAAUUUCACUUCACCCCACGGCCCGGAACCAACCCUUCUGUCGUACCCUCUGGAUCGAAGCCUGGACGACGCGACCGUGCGGCGGCGACUCGACGCAACCAGCACGGCGGCGGCGCACAGCCCCGACGACGACUCUCCCCACUGCCUUCUCUCCGGUGAGGAUCUGCUCUCUUCCUUCCCUCUCCUAUCCUCUGCUCUCGCUGCCCCCAAACUCUCGCCCUCAAUCUCGCUCCUCUACGCUCUCGCACCGCGGCGCUUUGUUCAAGGUGUGGCCGCCGCCAGUCGCCUGCGUCGUUGAAGCAGUUGCUGUUGAGGUUGAGGUCCUCCUGGGGGAGACGCGCGACGCAGCCGAGGCGCAGCGCGGUCAGGUUCGGGUAUGGCCUGCAUAGCUACUCCCAGAACUUCGACGAUGGCGUUGCCUAGUCAGCCCGGCGGCCACGGCUAGCUUCUUCAGUACGUGUAGCUAGCUAGGAGUCUAGGAUAUUCGUGUAACUAGCUAUGGCCAGGAUAUUAGUGUGGCUUUAAUUAGUGCUUUUUGUCCUGAUCACUGAGAUUUCAGUCCAGUGUAAACUUCCGAUGAUUAUCUGUGCUCUCUAGCUGGUUCAUCCAGUUAUAUUGUAUAAAGAAAUUACUUCAUCUUAUAAUUAGGUUUGCACAGGAAAGCAAUUAUUCUAUGCUUGCCAUAGAUCAACGAUAAGCAGACUGUGAUUUGGUACGUCAGCUGUUGGAAUGGAUGGCUUCGUUGAUUUUCCAGCUGCUCGAUCGAUCUGCGUGUUGACAGAUCUGUUGUUGCAAAAUGUUGCUUUGUUGGAACAGCAGCCUUUCAACCUAUACAUAGUUUGCUUUAGUCCGUAGUAAUUUGCUUUAGUCCUUAUUACUUGUACUUUUCAAUCUAUACAUGGUUUGCUUUAAUUCUGUUUUUAUAUUCAGCUUAUAUCUGACAACAAGUCUAUAUUAUUUAGUUCUACAAUGAGUAUCUCAUUGCGGGAUCGUAUUAGAAAGAGGAGGGAAGAAGAAGAAGAAGAUGACAUGAUGAUAUUUAUUGGGAAGCAAAGUAUUGGAAAAAACUGCAUUUAGUUGAUGAUCCACUAGAAGUUUAAGCUAUGUCCCACUCGAGUCUUUAUACAGUGGUGAUGUCUCUUGUUAUGCUAUGUUCACUGCAUGAUUUUUGUUUUUGGCAUGUCUACAACUGGUUCAGCUGUUCAGCUGCUCAUUGUGGUUGCAGUCAACCAUAAGAUUGUUGUCUUAGCACCUUUGAUAUGUCUUAGCAAAAACUCCCAGUUCACUCUUUGAUAUGUCUAGAUUGAACCAGUUCACUCUUUAAUAUGUCUUAGCAUUGAACUUGUUUUAGAUUCAACAAAUAUUCUUGUCACGGUGCCAGCAAUAUAUUAAAUCUACAUUGUGUAAUAUAUUGUCAAACAAGGCUUGGGUUGCUAGCUUUAACUGCAUGGAAUGGAAUUAGUCCAGGCUGAAACGAACGAACUUUAGUGGCCACCAGGUUUCAUUUCAGAGCCGGAUCUAUAACAGACCAGGUUCCAGUGAACCACCCGGAUCCACUCUAUAUGGACCAGAAAUAAAUACAUGUCUGUUUUCAAACCAAAGCAAACGAACGCGGCCUUAAAGUUCUUCAGGCCCUGGUGUAGCAGCUGAACUACCUAGUUUGAUGGUGAAGAAAGAGCUCUAGGUGAUCUAAAGAUGGUGAUGAGAUAAAAGCACCAAAAAGUGUACAGUGGGAUAGCAAGGAUAUGACUGUCAUGAUGCCUCAGCGCCACCGGGCUACGGCCAAGAAGCCCAUGUGGAUAAUCGUGCUCUUGUCUAUGGUUUGCAUCAUGUUGAUUGGGGCUUACGUCUUCCCACCACGGCGCUUCUCUAAGUGCUACCUCUCUGCUUCAAGUGUAUGUACGUCUUUCAAGGAUUGGCUCCCUUCCAUGGGCCAUCGGGAGCGUGCUGACGAGGAGAUUAUUUCAUCUGUAGUUAUUAGGGAUAUCCUUUCAAUGCCCAUGCCUAUGUCAAAAAAUCCAAAGAUCGCCCUUAUGUUCUUGACACCAGGUUCAUUGCCCUUUGAGAAAUUGUGGGAGACGUUCUUACAGGGACAUGAGGGAAGAUACUCCAUCUAUGUGCACGCAUCACGUGAAAAGCCUGUUCAUACUAGUUCUUUGUUUGCUGGUCGGGAUAUUCACAGUGAUGCGAUAGUAUGGGGAUUGAUUUCAAUGGUUGAUGCUGAGAAGAGACUAUUAGCAAAUGCACUGGAAGAUGUUGAUAAUCAAGUUUUUGUCUUGCUUUCUGACAGCUGUGUUCCGCUGCAUUCAUUUGAUUAUGUGUAUAACUACCUGAUGGGAACGAAUGUUAGCUUCAUUGAUUGUUUCAAGGAUCCAGGUCCACAUGGCAGUGGAAGGUACCCUAUUGAGAUGUAUCCUGAAAUAGACGAGAGUGAUUUUAGAAAGGGUGCCCAGUGGUUUGCAGUUACGAGGAGACAUGCUUUAAUGAUUCUGGCUGACAGCCUGUACUACAAGAAGUUCAAGCUAUACUGCAAGCCAGCAGAAGGGCGCAACUGUAUUGCAGAUGAGCAUUAUUUGCCAACGCUGUUCAAUAUGGUAGAUCCUGGUGGCAUCUCCAAUUGGUCUGUUACACAUGUGGAUUGGUCCGAGGGAAAAUGGCAUCCAAGGUCAUAUAGUGCUGACGAUGUCACUUAUGAUCUCUUGAAGAAUAUUACAACAACUGAUGAGAACUUCCAUGUGACAAGUGAUGACAAGAAACUUGUGAUGCAGAAGCCGUGUUUGUGGAAUGGAUCGAAGAGACCGUGCUAUCUUUUCGCCAGGAAGUUUAAUCCUGAAGCACUCGAUAACCUACUGAAGCUGUUUACAAGUUAUACAUCUGUUUGAGCCUAUGAGUCCUACCUGAUUCUUUGCCUUGGGCUUUCUAAUCCCACAUUUUUUUCUGUUUAUAUGUAAAUUGGGAAGCCCGUAUUUAUUGGGAUCUGGGCCUAAAGAUAUCGGUACAACUGCAACAGCUGUGAUGGCUUGGAGUACAGUCCUGGGUAAAUGGCCACAACAAUGUUUAUAGAAUGACACUGCCCUGAGUGUAAUUUGUCGUGUUCAAUGUAUGUCUCCAUAGUCUUCCAGCCAACUCCUAACUCAUUAGUUCUCUAUUCUUGGAGAACAGUUUUUUUUUUGUCAGAAUGUUAUAUGAUCCAUUCUUUGUAGACACAGAGAUUACAACAGAUGUACCACAAAUGCAGUCUUAAUUUUGUCACUAUUAAAUCUUUUAUCAGGCGUUCA
Zea mays is the source of this 4358-nucleotide messenger RNA. RefSeq names its product Core-2/I-branching beta-16-N-acetylglucosaminyltransferase family protein. Gene Ontology annotation, cellular component: membrane. The transcript has 12 exons. Bases 2826 to 3962 code for a protein of 378 amino acids. The record is from RefSeq and is a predicted model, not a curated record. NCBI's taxonomy places the organism in Eukaryota, Viridiplantae, Streptophyta, Magnoliopsida, Poales, Poaceae. Gene Ontology annotation, molecular function: glycosyltransferase activity.